AAUCAUUUUUCCCAAUAAAUAGCUUUCUUCCUCCUUGGUAUCAUCCUUACAACAAACUUAGUGAGUAAAGAAGCAAAAAUGUUUGAAAUUGAUUCAAUGAAUGAAGCAGAAAUGCUACAAGGCCAAGCAGAAGUAUCUAAAUAUAUGUUUGCUUUUGCAGACUCCAUGGCCAUAAAAUGUGCAGUGGAACUUCGUAUUGCUGAUAUUAUUCAUUCUCAUGGCCACCCUAUUACUUUAUCACAAAUAGCCACUAAUGUUGACUCUUCAUCUCCAGAUAUCAGUUAUCUUUCACGUAUCAUGAGGUUUCUUGUCCGUCGAAAAAUCUUCACUGCUAACUCUCAGGGCGGAGACACCCUCUAUGGACUAACCCCAAUCUCAAGAUGGCUAUUACAUGACACUGAGCUAAGUGUAGCACCAAUGUUCCUUAUGCAAAACAACCCAAUUCUCAUGGCUCCAUGGCACUAUUUCAGUAAUUGUGUAAAAGAAGGUGGAAUUGCAUUCAAGAAAGCUCAUGGUUAUGAAAUAUUUGAGAUGGCUUCUAAAGAUGAUGAAUUGAACGAGAAUUUCAACAAUGGAAUGAAUUCAGUGACCAAAAUUAUAGUGCAAGCAAUAAUUAAAGAGUAUAAAAAUGGGUUUGAUUCAAUUACAUCACUUGUUGAUGUAGGUGGAGGGACAGGCGCUGCCAUGUUUGAAAUUGUCAAGGCAUAUCCUCAUAUCAAGGGGAUUAACUAUGAUUUGCCUCAUGUUGUGUCAACUGCUAAAAAAUAUGAUGGUGUUGAUCAUGUUGGGGGUGACAUGUUUCAGGAUAUCCCAUCUGCUGAUGCCGUCUUUCUCAAGUGGGUAAUGCAUGAUUGGGGAGACGAAGAUUGUGUGAAGAUAUUGAAGAACUGUAGAAAGGUGAUACCGGAGAAAACCGGAAAAGUGAUCAUAGUUGAUGCAGUGUUGAAAACGGAUGGUGAAGGCUUAUUUGACAAUAUGGGAUUCAUACUUGAUUUGCUUAUGAUAGCACAUACCAGUGGUGGCAAAGAAAGGAGUGAAGCUGAAUGGAACAAAUUAUUGAAGGAAGCUGGAUUUCCACGUUACAAUAUCAUUCAAAUUCCUGCUUGGCCCUCUAUUAUUGAGGCAUAUCCACAAUGAUGAAUUUGGCAUUUCUAAACGAAUGUGUACCCGUAAAACGGUUCAGUGGAAUUUGUACACGCGGUCAGAGACACGUAGAUCAGAGUAAUCAAUAAGAUUAAGAUGUUUGUAUCUAAAUAUUGUAAAUAGACGCAAAUAAGAUAAAGAGAGAGAGAGAGAGACUGGAUUAUAGAUGCUUAUCCGAGGUUAGACUGCUCUUGUUAUUGAUGAGCCGUGACUCCCGAGCUUAGUAAAGUAAUAGCAAGAAUAUAAAAUGUAUAGAAAUGUGAAAGUAAGAACUGUGUGUAUUAGCUUGAUAUCGUGUCCUUACAAUGAGAAUUAUCAUCUCUAUCCUAAGAGCUAGGGGAACA
Messenger RNA from Lycium barbarum (goji berry), 1487 nucleotides. Its product is annotated as (R,S)-reticuline 7-O-methyltransferase-like. Gene Ontology annotation, molecular function: O-methyltransferase activity; S-adenosylmethionine-dependent methyltransferase activity; protein dimerization activity. NCBI's taxonomy places the organism in Eukaryota, Viridiplantae, Streptophyta, Magnoliopsida, Solanales, Solanaceae. Gene Ontology annotation, biological process: methylation. The transcript has 3 exons. The coding region runs from base 79 to 1137 and encodes 352 amino acids. The record is from RefSeq and is a predicted model, not a curated record.